This is a messenger RNA of Diabrotica virgifera virgifera (western corn rootworm), 985 nucleotides long. RefSeq lists its product as uncharacterized. The coding region runs from base 123 to 941 and encodes 272 amino acids. NCBI's taxonomy places the organism in Eukaryota, Metazoa, Arthropoda, Insecta, Coleoptera, Chrysomelidae. The record is from RefSeq and is a predicted model, not a curated record. The transcript has 3 exons.
AAAUAAAAAUAAAACACUUAUAUCUAUAAAAAAAGAGAUAGAUUAGACAAACGGUGUACGAUAAGAAUUUCUAUUAAUACAUAAAUCUAAGAUAUUCACCUAAAUAUAUAUCAAUCUACUCUAUGGAAACAAAAAUGGUUAUUCUGAGAAAUAUUAUUCUCUUUUCGUGUUUUUUAGGGCUACUUGCGAAGGAGAGUCCUAAAAAUAAUAGGCCAUCGAAAUUGGGAAACAGAAUCAAUGAUGAAUUUAAUCCAGAUAAUAUAUCAGUUUCCGUAUCAACCGAUUACAUUAGUGAUAUAAAUCUCAGCGCCCUCUCAUAUACCAACAGCCCAGACGAAUAUCUUGAACUAUAUUUUAAAGUAGCACAAACUGUUAAUAUUUCCGGUUUACCAACACAAGAAGGUUUGAACUUAGAAAUAACUAAAAGAGAAAGUCCCUACGAUAAGACACCUUUUACUAAUAGAAAUUAUACAAGUGUUCAGUCUACCGGAUCUGAAUCAGUAAGCAUUACUCUAAACGUCUAUGAAUCAUUGAAUAGAAACGUAGAUUUUUCGGAUUUGACUAUUAGUUCUACAAUUGAAUACAACGUAACUAUAUUAACAGAGACAAUCAUCUCCUGGAAUGACGAGACCAAUUUUAAUACCGCAACUCUUUUAAACGAAGAUACCAGAAUUUCUUUACAAGAUGACGCCAUGAUAAACUUAGCUUCUCAUGAAGGCCAAGAUUUGAGUCAGUGCGACAAUCAACGUUGUUCCUCGACCACUUUCAAUAGUAAAGUUAUGGACGGUUUUGAUUUGAACGAUGGUAUAGAAGUGUUCAGAAUUACAACAGUAUCACCGAAAUUAUUUAGUGAAAGGAAAACUGUAGAUAAAAAUAAUACUUACCAUAUGGUAAAUUCUGUAUUAAUUUCUUAUUUUAUACAAAUUGGCAAAGUCUUUUAAUGAUAAUGGAAAUAUUUCUAGAAUAAAUGAUAUUUUUUAUGAAA